AUGGGGAAGAUAACGAAGCAGAUGCAGCCCAAGCAUGCUGAGACUCUGUCUCCAUGGCUGAAGGACUUCGUCACGUCGGCAUGCUCGACACCCUUACCUCUUCUCCCAGACCACCUGUCCAAGUUCCCGACAAGAUGGCCGUUCCCCAGAGGUGAUCUUUACCACUGGAUCCCCCUUCUCAACCGAUUCGACAAUAUUCUGGACUGCUUUUGUACCACCUAUAACCUCGAUCAGGGCCCUCAAGGCCGUGAUUUCAGCUGCGAUCUACUUCUCAACAGAGGUACCAAGACCGAAUCAUACGGUGACGAGACGUGGGAUGGGGAGCGACUCUCCAAGCUGGGCUACAAGGAAGAUGGCGAUAGACAGCUCAUCGAGGCUGUUCUCAACUUCACACGGGUGCUUCUGGAGCACUGCGGCAACCGGAGCAUCUAUUCGAGUAGCAUGGUCCUGAACAAGCUACUCAACACCACGGUUUUGUCCGUUCUGCUGGCUACUCUGCAGGUCAGCUCCGAGCUAGCUCAGCGAUACCAGGCCUCGGUCAAGCGUAUAGGAAGCGCGUCCCGUACCGUCAGCACUGCACUGCUGGGGAACCACUACCAAAUCGAUCUCGAUCGUGUCCAGAGCCUCGCUCUGCCAUUCGCUAAGACUCCCAUCGUGAGUCUUUCGGACUCCUUGACAACUGGCACGCCUACCUCGGCUACCAAAGGGAAGGAAAAGGCCCAAUCCUCGAGCCAGAAAAACGCCGCCGUUAUGUUUGCCAACGACUUGGGCGCUGUUCUCACGACUGACAACAGCCGCUGGAACGGUUGGGGUGACAUUAAGAUUUCCUACACCGCGCCUUCAACAGCCCGCGACCAACCUGCCGUCACAGCCUCCGACCGUGUCGCAUCCAGCGUUCCUUCCACCCCUACCCCUUUGCGACGCAGCACGACGGCCGGUUCACAACAAAACACCCCUAGAUCAGCUCGUCAGCCCGCUGCUGAUGAUACUUCGCCUUUGGGCGUCCGAAGCCCUGGUAUGUCGAAUGAACAUGCCAACUCUAGCCAGAGAGUCUUCGAUCUACCACAGUCAGUAGUGGCUGCUACUCCUAUUUACGAUUUGCUCUCAAGAUGUCCCGCGGAUAUGCCGCCUUCCGCAAAGUAUGAGGUGCUCAAUCGGCUAAGAGUUGCCAAGGCUCUUCUGGGCAACGCAGAAUCCAGACAGCAAGCCCUGGCUAUUAGACUGUUGGCCAUCACAAACCUUGCCUACAUCCACCCGGAGACCACCUUUGUUGAAAAGGUCUUACGUCAUGACAACGAUGAGACCAGACGUUACCAGCUCGCGUAUCAGUUAGCAGAGCUUAUCCACCCGCCAGCUGACGGCUCUAUACAAGUGCCACUCUGGCUCCAGUCCAUUGUUUUGGCCCUACUUGAGGCGAUUUCAAACUAUGCCGCCCGAUACCAGGAUGUCUUAUCUGCACUCAACGCUAAUGUCAACCACGGUAUUCUCCUCUAUGUCAUUCGGAAGGCAGUCGGAGGCAUGAAGACCGACGAGCCUGAUCGUGGUCUCCAGAUCACCGAAAUAGAUCAGUGGCGGACGAACCUCUUCUCCCUAACCACUCACCUUGCAAUGUCCACUAGAAUUGGCGCUGAGAUGGUUACCGCUGGUCUUAUGGACAUUCUGGUGGAAAUCCUGAAGAUCAGAUCUGACGUUGCCCAACGCAACCAGUCCAUGAUCCUUGCCUUUAUCGAUGGCUUGAUUUGGUCAUACCAGAACGCUUUCCAAACCUUUUUCAGUGGUUCUGGCCUCGAUGCCAUCUCUGACUUGCUGGUCACCACCGUGGCCGAAGCGAAGCAGCUGGUCGAGGCUGGCCAAGGGAACAAGCCAGAGCAUCGCAACCAGAUUGUGGACUAUGAGAUACCAUACAACCAGCAGCAAACUCUGAAAUGGGUGCUCAAAUUUGUCCAUCAUAUGAUGACCAACUCUUACAGCUAUGGCGGCAACACCGAUCGGCUUUUACGUAAUCUCGUGGACAAGUCAGAGCUGCUUGGAAGUCUCAGAGAAAUUAUGCAGAACACUAAGCGCUUCGGUUCAGUGCUCUGGACGAACACAGUGACAGUUCUCAGCGAUUUCAUCAAUAACGACCCCACGAGCUUUGCUGCCAUCUCCGAAUCCGGCAUGAUCGUAAGCUAUCUCGAGGCAAUUACUAGCCACUCUGUUACCAACCAACCAGCCGUUCAGCCUCCACAGGGAUCUGAGGAGCAAGAGCCCGCAAACCGCGCUGAAAACGAUGAUCAUAGCAGCCCUGAUCCGUCCGACGCUUCCAUUCAGAUUGAGUCCGACAGUCGUUCCCACCCACCUCCUGAGGAGGAAUUGGCUGCCUCUCAUGACCGCCCACUGGCUAAGGGUAUUCUUCCAACCUCUGACGCUAUCAACGUUGUACCGCAAGUGUUGAACUCCAUAUGUCUAAACAAUGCUGGCCUGCAAAUGGUUGUUUCAUCACGUGCCUUCGAGUCCUUCCUGGAGAUUUUUGAGAGCCCAGCCCACGUCAACACAAUGGAGACAGAUCCGCACCUUGCAAGCAACGUCGGAGCAAGCUUUGAUGAGCUUGCUCGGCAUCACCCUCACCUAAGGCGCCCAAUCUCGAACUCUGUCGUUGAUAUGGUUGCCAGGGUGAGGUCCCUAGGUGUUCAUAAGGCCAAGACUGCCAACUGGGGCGCCAAAUUACUUCUCAACAACGGAACCCAGAAGCCUGUUCCCGCUGAUGAAAACUUGAAGAGUCGCCUCGAGACCGCCUCCACAUCCAAGGACAAGGACAAGGGCUCCCGUGAUGAUGUGGACGUUGAGAUGUCUGAUGCUGCUGAGUCGUCACAAAAGGCAGAGAAGCCUGCGGGCACAAGUGACGAGUCAUCCUCGUCUGCCACCGCAUAUGAUGAUAUCACGCCUUAUGUUUACGCUCUAUCUAGCUUUCUUUCUGCCUACUUCAACAACAACACGCUCAAGGCCUUUUUCAUCAAUCACGGAGGUAUUGAGCUAUUGUUGGACAUUGCUGAGCUGCCCAGUCUUCCGCAUGACUUUUGCGAAUCGCAUGCGUCCCGGACACUGCAUCUCGUCAUAUCACAGCUUGUCGAACAGUCUCCUGUUCUUGGUCUUCCUUCUCUGCUCAGGCGUGCGCAAGCAUCAGUUGAAACGCUCAGACCCCUAGCCGUGUACAACAAGGACACUCCUUACUUCGGCCCAUUCCUUAGCCCUGAUGACAAGAUGACAGUUGAGCAGGUCCGAAGCCUUGACGCGGAAGCACAAGAGCGGGUUUUCCAGGGCACUAAGAUGGUUAAAGCUUUGCUCAACGCACAAUCAUUGAUUAAGACGCUGUACGAGUGUUUUACCUCGUCUCCGAGGUCCAACUCGGUUCAACUGUAUCCCAUCAAUGUCUUUGACUAUUAUCUGGAUUUGGUGAAGUCUCUGGGGCCCCUUCUCAAGGCCGUGUUGGCCGAGGAAGGUGCAGAGCAUAAUGUUCUCCCCCAACAUUGGUGGGCUAAGAGGCCAGCACCCGGGAGCGAUGUCAUGGUGUCCUUUGAAGGGCCUUCCGGAGCACAGGCUACAACGGAGGUUGACACUGGUAGUGCUCCCGUGUCGGAGGAUGUACCGGGCUCUGGGAGCGGGGGUGUUCAGGCGACAAACCCCGGUAUUCAGCACAAGGUCCCUAGCAAGCAGGAGCAAACCACACCCAGAUACCGCAACUAUGAGACUCUCCGUCUUCUCCUACACUCGAUGGUGCCGUCAACAUUCCCUUUCUUCCAGCAACUUGGCAAGGCUCUCUUCCCGCGACGUGAGCGAGACCCCUACUCUCGACCAAAGCACAUAGACCUCGCCAGGCAGCUUUCUGGUACCAUUCUCGACCAGCUGAGACCCUCUGUUGCUUUAACUGAGCCCACGGCGAAGGAGUACCAUUACUGGAUUAUUAUGCUUCACACAUUGACGGAGAUGCUUAUGGAUUCUUCUCGGUCAUCUGGAGACCGAUCCUCAGUUCAAGUGGUCGUGCCAGUAUUGAUUGCCUUUUUGGAGCAAGGUGGUUUCGACGUGCUCACUCAAAUGGUGCGACGCUUCUCGACAGAGAUCUGCAAAGAGACUAGCGAAUCAGAUGCGGGCACCACUGCGAGCGCGAGAGUCGCCUCUUUUGGCCUCGGUAAGAUUUUCGAGUUCUUUGCCGCGCUCGUUAAUGGCAAGAAUAUCGCCGAUUCUACUGCUCAAUUUGGUCUUCUCCCCCGAUCAACCGAGAGGCGUCCCGAGUCCCCCAUAGCUCACCAAAUAGUUGUCGAGGUGCGCAUGGCAGUGCUACCAGUGAUCCGCGAGACUUGGGAGUCUGCUCUGAUCGAGAGACUGCGACCUGAGUCAGUAGCCAAAAUUAUCGAAAUCCUCAAGAUUAUCUCCACCGCCGAGCACGAAACGUCCUCUAGAGACAGGCCCGUACCCGAGGUCUUUAAGAAAACCUCGAUCCAGUUUAACUGGCCACUUCACAGCCAGCUGAUCACUCAGUUACUCGAGGAUGGCGCUGAUGAGGAACUGGCCCGGGAGGCGGUCUUUAGAUCUAACGGCAACCAGCCGUCUGCGACGGAAUACAGCCGUAUCCACAAGGCUGGCAAAGCCGGACCACGUAACCCUAUACCCCCAGAAGACGCCUACACCCCAAACCGUCCUGAUCUAUCACGACCUUCUAGCCAGCAGGAGGUGUCUCCUCCCGUCGUCGCUGCCGCCGCCACCGCCGCUGCCGACACGGAUGCAAUGGCAGUUGAUGCCGCACCCGACUUUAUAUCUGGGGCUGGGGCUGUAUUUGAACGUAUGCUUGGGGAUUCUGUCCUUGGUGACUUGAGCGAACGGACUUCUCCUGAGGGCGCCGGCAAUGGUACCGACAGCCCUGCUGACGCUGCUGAGGCACAGGACAGACCUAGUACCUCUACGCCAGCAAACGCCGCUGGAGACCAAACAAAGACCGAGAGUCGCCUGACGGCCAAAGAAGACUUGGACAAGGAACGGGCCAAGCUGCGAGAGAAUCUCAUUGAUAGAUCGCUUGAUAUUGUCAGAGCCCACCCGCACUCGGCUAUCGAGCUCUCUGAGCUUAUCAGUGCCAUGGUUUUCCGCCAGCAGAAUGACGAAGUUCGAGACGAAGUUGGUGCUACUUUGGCCAAUGCUUUGACGUCUCUGUCGUUUGACGACAGUGAUUCCAAGUCGAACGGAACAAGCAUCGCCGCCUACGCUCAUCUGUUAGCUCUACUGAUGCAGGAGAAGAGCUUCUUCAAAUGCAACAUUGACACUUUGCGUGAGAAGGUUGAUGAGUACGUCUCGUUCCUCAACUUGAAGGUUCUCCCCACAUCAAACGAGGAGCUGCCUCCCUGGAUUCCCUACAUUCUGUUAAUUGUUGAGUUGCUCUUAUCAUAUGACGAGCAGCCUGUGGAGGCACAGUGGAAACCACCUGCAAGUGAGAACGAAGCUGUAGCAGCUCCAGUUCUGCCUCCACGCAAUCCGAUUGUUUCGGACAGUCAGCGGAACGAUCUCCUAGAGGCCAUCCUUCGUCUGCUACCUGUCCUCGGAAAAGAGGAGACUCUCGCAACUUCUGUCCUUCGAGUGAUUGUCAUUCUUACUCGGCAACCAGCUAUUGCGCAAAAGGUCGGCGAGAAGAAAAAUCUCCAGCGCUUGUUUGUCAUGGCGAAGCAGCUUGCAGGUGCCGGCGCUGCUCGUUUAAAAGAGACGAAGACCACUGGCAGCAUCAUGGCAAUUCUCAGACACAUCGUGGAGGACGAGGAUACUCUGAAGCAGAUCAUGCGCGCCGAGGUGCGCAGCCUCUUUGAAAACCCCCAGCGUACCCAGAGAAAUCUAGAUCUCAGCACAUAUUUGCGCAACAUGGCACCGCUUGCACUGCGUUCGCCCGAUCUUUUUGUAGAAGUUACCAAUGAGAUGACGAAGCUCUCUCGUUGGACACCGGGAAGCGAAGGCAGUACCCGUGCCCACCAGCUGGCACUCAAGGAGCCCGAAACCGAGACCAACGCUAAUAUUGCGGACAAGGACACGAGCGUCGAACCCGCAGUACAAGCUACAGAGGAUCUUUCCAUCCACGACGUCAAGCAAUCAACAGAGGCAGACGACAAGGAGAUGGCCGAUGUACCAAAGCCAGCGCAUGAACUGAAGCGCCCGAUGGUCGAGAAUCCCCAUGGCAUCAUUCACUUCCUUCUUUGCGAGCUGCUCAAUUACAGAGAGGUAGAUGAUAAGGAGGCUUCGCAACCUCCUAAAGAUACGAAGGUCGUCGCGUCGACCAGCGCCCCAGCUGCGGAGAGCGCGUCUCAAGAUGCGGCCGCGGAAGGCCAGGACGCUGCUGACAGUAAAGACAAAGAUAAAAAGUCCUCGAAGCCCAUAUUCAAGGCGGAGGAUCAUCCGAUCUUUAUUUACCGGUGCUUCUUGCUCAACUGUCUUGCAGAACUCCUCCAGAGCUACAAUCAAACAAAGGUUGAGUUUAUCAACUUCAAGCGGAGCGCCCCGUUGCAAACAAACACGCCUGUGAAGCCCCGGUCAAGCGUUCUCAACUACCUCAUCAACGACCUUCUUUGUCAAGGCAGCAGCCUCAGCGACAAUGGUGACAGUAUAUUAUCUAAGAAAAAGGCGGCGACCUCUGCCCAGGCACAGCAGGUAUUAGUUUCACUUGUAGCCAAAACUGGAGAAAGGGGGGUCGACAAGAACCGGGACCGAUUUGAAUACGACGAGGAACCUGACCUACUCUUCGUUCGCAAAUUCGUAUUGGACACCAUCCUCAAGGCAUACGAGCGUGCUGCUACACCUGAGGAACCUAUUGACACUCGUUACGCUAAGAUGCAGUGCCUUGCUGAGUUGAUGAACCAUAUCAUUGGCGAAAAGGACAAGGAAUCAACAUCUCAGCGAGCACUGGAUUCCCCACAGGGCCGGUCCCAGGCUCAACUGCGCAGGAUGAUGUAUGAGAAGGGCUAUCUCGACAAGCUGACUUCAUCGAUUGCUGAAGUUGACCUGAGUCACGCUGGCGUCAAGCGUGCCAUCAAGUAUGUGCUAAGAGUGCUCCGAGUGUUGACAGACACAGCCAAGGAACUGAGCCGCUCACACGUUCUGCCUUCUACAUCCCUUCCCGACAAUGCGGACGACGAAAUUAUCUCAACUUCGUCAAUGUCGGACAUGAGCGAUGAUAGAGAAGAAACUCCGGAUCUCUAUCGCAACUCAGCCUUGGGCAUGCUCGAACCUCGUGGAAGCGAUGACGAAUCGGAGGAUGAAGAUGAAGAUGACGAUGAAGAGAUGUACGACGACGAGUACGGCGAUGAGCUCGACUAUGGCGAAGAGGAUGUAUCUGAUGACGGCGAAGACGGCGUCAGCGAUGAAGACGAGGAGCUCGGCGAAAUGGGCGAGAUCGAGGGUCUCCACGGAGACCCUGGCGUUGUUGAGGUCAUCAUGGGUGAAGAUGAUGAUGACAUGGACGAAGACGACGAUGAGAUGAGCGAAGAUGAUGAAAUGGACUCCGAUGACAUGGACGACAUGGACGACCAUCUCGACGUGGUUGAAGAGAUCGUCGACGAAGAUGGCAAUCCUAUCGAUGACGACGGCGCCUCAGGUUGGGAAAGUGAAGACACAGAUGACGACGACGAUGAAGACGACGUCGAAGACUAUGGUGCCGAUGUUCAAGACGGAGAUGAGGUCCACAUGCACGGUAUGGAACCUGGAGAUAUCAUUGACAACCUUGCCCGAGCGGUUAUGGACCCAGAAGAUUACGAAGGGGACGACAUGGACGAUAUUGGAGAUCACUACAUUGAUGAUGGACGUGACGAAGAUGAUGACGAGGAUGACGAUGAGGACAUGGAUGAAGACGACCUCAUCUACGAGGAGGAUUAUCCCCACGAUCACCCGCCCCCUAAUCUCCCGGCAGCCCUGGGCUGGGACACGCUCGUUGUUGAACCGUUUGGUGGUCAUCCCCAUCAUGUCCACCGCCACCGACAUGGGCACCGCAGUCCAUUCCCCCCUGGUUUUAUGGUUGGCGGCGGCCGGGAUCCACUGGGUGAUUUCAGAAGUUACUUUUCGCCCCGGCACAGGCCCAGCGCGGUACCCAACAAUGCCGAUGAUGGUGUCAACCCUCUACUGCGCCGAAACGGCCAGGGCCGGGAAUCAUCCCCUCGUCCCCCUCCGGGCUCUGGUAUGAUAGGUCUACGCCUGCCUCCUGAAAUCUUUGGCCCUGUAGGAACACAGCUGUCAAACAGCCCCAUUGCCAUUCUGAACGAUCUUGUCGCCUCUCUUCCGGUGAUGCGCCAUGGUCAAUCCGCGGUUCACCUUUCCAUAACUCAGAACGGACGGGGAGAAGUCCGCGAGUACCACGUCGCACCCCGCGAGCCCAGAGCAGACAAUCGUCGCGAGACUACAUACCACGAACCUCAACAGGCUGUUGCGUUUACCCCUGAAUCGACUUUUGAACGAUACCAAGAAGAAGCCAGGAUGGUGUUCGGCGGUGCACACUUUGUGGAAAAGGCUCAGAAGCUCAUCAACAUCAUUCUCUCCAAGCUUGUUCCUCCGGCUAUGGAGUUUGAGAAGAAGCUCAAGGCCGAAGAGGAAGAGCGACGCAAGAUUCGUGAGGAGGAGCGGAAAAAGUUUGAGGAAGAGGCACGACGCAUCAAGGAGGCUAAAGAAGCUGAAGAGAAGGCGGCACGUGAGAAGAAAGAGGCCGAAGAGCGUGAGCAGCAAGAGCGGGCCGCUGCCGAAGUUGCGGCUGCUGCAGGCGAGCGUGACGCGGCAUCUGCCCAAGAGACCCAAAGACAAACCGUCGAUCCUCACGCCAUGGAGGGCAUUGAGACGCAGGUCCCUUCUGCACCCUCUGCGCCCCCUGUUGACAACGAGGCGGCCGCCGACGGUAGCCGGGUCUUGACAACCAUUAGGGGGGAGGAAGUAGAUGUCACCGAACUUGGUAUUGACCCCGAAUAUUUAGCUGCUCUUCCGGAGGAGUUUAGGGAGGAAGUCAUCGCCCAGACGGUCAGCACUCGACGCUCACAAGCCCGCGAGGUCGCUGCCACUGGUGAACAAGGUGAAGUCUUCCAAGAGUUCCUUGACGCUCUUCCUGAGGAUCUUCGACUCGAAAUUGUUCAACAGGAACGUCAAGAAGCGCGCCGGCGGGAAAGAGACGAGCAACGGCGCCAGGUAACGACUGCAGGUCAAGACCAGAUUGCGGUGGACAUGGACCCGGCCAGUAUCCUGCUGACAUUCCCUCCGGAACUGCGCCAACAGGUCCUUAUGGAUCAAGGAGAAGAUAUAAUGGACCAUCUCCCCCCUGAAAUGGCUGCCCAGGCCCGACUUCUUGCUCAGCAGCACGCCGUCCAUCCUGCUGUAGCAGGCAGAAGCCCGCCUGUAGCUGCGCGACGAACGGGUCCGCCGCAGCCAGAAUCUGGAGAAAAUCAUGAAAACAAGGUACAGCGCCGGACAGUGGUCCAGAUGCUCGACAAGGCUGGAGUCGCCACGCUACUACGCCUAAUGUUCAUCUCUCAGAUUGGUUCUAUUCGCAACUAUCUCUUCAGCGUCCUGGCUGAUGUCUGCGAAAACCGACAAAACCGCCUCGAGGUCAUCAGCACUAUUCUUCUGAUUCUUCAAGAGGGAAGCACGGAUAUGGACGCUGUUGAGCGCAGUUUCAGCCAGCUUUCUCUCAAAGCUAAGAAACCCAAGGACAAGGAUGCGGACCCAAGAACCCCUCAGAACCUCAAGCGGACUCUGACUUCGCUCAGCGCCUCUGGACACCACCAGUCGAAUUCGGAGAUAUCACCGCUGAUGGUUGUGCACCAGUGCUUGGAUCUGUUGCAGGAUCUGUCCACGAAGAACCCGCAUAUCCCAAUGCUCUUCUUAACGGAGCAUGAGACUGUCGGAUCAUCCCUUAAACGUACCCUUAGCCGGAAGGGCAAGACCAAGGAUUCAAAAUCCCACAAGUAUGCGAUCAACUCUUUGCUCACUCUCCUCGAUAGAGACUUGGUAAUGGAGAGCUCAGUGGUCAUGGCCUACCUAGCCGACUUGCUCAACAAGAUCACUGUGCCUCUCGCGACCAUGGAACGACGACGCAAGGACGCGCUUGAGAAGGCUGCUCGCGACGCGAAGAAGAAGGCUGCAGAAAACGCGGCCGAGGCUGGUGAAGCCACUACGUCAACUGAGCAACAGACAAACAGCGAAGCAACUGGCGCCACAGUCACUGCUGCCGCCGAAACCAAGGAUCUCAAGUCGGCCAGUGUCUCAACAGGUGAGGAACCAGAGACCUUGAAGAGCCAAGACGCCAAGUCGGAGUCAAUCCAGAAAGGACCGCGACAAAUGCAAGUCCCGGUAAUCCCUCCACAUAACCUUACGCUUGUCGUCAAGAUUUUUGUUGCUCGCGAAUGUAGCUCCAAGACUUUCCAGAACACCAUCUCGGCCAUCAAGAACUUGUCUGCCAUUCCUGGCGCCAAGGCCACUUUUGGACAAGAACUGGUUCGCCAGGCUCGUCUUCUGAGUGAAAACAUUGUUACAGAUCUUGAUGAGCUCCUUCCGCACAUCGAGAAAGCUACCUCUGGAACUGAGAUCCAAGGUGUCGCGCUUGCCAAGUUCUCGCCCGGGGCAUCUGAGCAAAACAAACUUCUCCGUGUUUUGACCGCUCUGGAUCACUUGUUCGAUAGCAAAAAGAAGAGUGACAAGUCCGACGAAGAGGCUGAGGCAAUCAAGAACGAAAAGCAGGACCUAGUCACCUCCUUGUACCACAACUCCACCUUCUCGACCAUGUGGGAGAAGCUGAGCGCUUGUCUCAGCGCCAUUCGCCAAAGAGAGAACAUGGUCAAUGUGGCCACCAUCCUGUUGCCUUUAAUUGAGUCUCUCAUGGUCGUUUGUAAGAACACCGCAAUGAAUGAUGCUCCGCAAGCUCAGAAUCAGUCAAGCAAAGAGAUGUUGCUCUCUAGCCCGCCCCCAGAGGACCGCAUGGCUGGUCUAUUCUUCACUUUCACGGAGGAUCACCGCCGCAUCUUGAAUGAGUUAGUGCGAAACAGCCCCAAGCUCAUGUCAGGAACUUUUGCGCUCCUCGUUAAGAACCCGAAGGUGCUUGAGUUCGACAACAAGCGGAACUACUUCAACCGAAGUGUACACAGUCGGUCCAAUAAUAACCAACGACCAUCGUUCCCCGCGCUGCAGCUCUCUGUCCGUCGUGAGCAUGUCUUCCAUGACUCGUUUAAGUCGCUUUAUUUCAAAACUGGCGACGAGAUGAAGUACGGCAAGCUCAAUAUACGAUUCCACAAUGAAGAGGGUGUGGACGCUGGAGGUGUCACUCGCGAGUGGUUCCAAGUUUUGUCCCGGCAGAUGUUUGACGCCAACUAUGCACUCUUCACCCCUGUUUCCUCAGAUCGCACCACGUUCCAUCCCAACUCACUGAGUGGCAUUAACGACGAGCACUUGAUGUUCUUCAAGUUUAUCGGACGCAUCAUUGGCAAGGCUUUGUAUGAGGGCAGGGUCCUUGACUGUUACUUCAGUCGUGCAGUCUAUAAACGCAUCCUCGGCAAGUCCGUGUCUGUGAAGGACAUGGAGUCAUUUGACCCAGACUAUUACAAGUCAUUGGUAUGGAUGCUUGACAAUGACAUUACCGACAUCAUCACCGAGACUUUCUCCGUUGAGGAUGAUGAAUUCGGCGUUACUCGCACCAUUGACUUGUGUCCUAACGGCCGUGACAUUGCCGUUACCGAAGAGAACAAGCAUGACUACGUCCGAUUGGUCGUGGAACACAAACUUCUGUCCUCGGUCCGGGAUCAGAUGGAACAUUUCCUUAAGGGGUUCCACGACAUCAUUCCAGCUGAUCUCAUCUCCAUAUUCAACGAGCAGGAACUAGAGCUGCUCAUCUCAGGCUUGCCUGACAUUGAUGUUGACGACUGGAAGAGCAAUACUGAGUACCACAACUAUAACCCGUCGUCACAGCAAAUCCAGUGGUUCUGGAGGGCGAUUCGGUCAUUUGACAAGGAAGAGCGGGCUAAGCUAUUGCAAUUCGUCACUGGAACCAGUAAGGUACCUCUCAACGGUUUCAAGGAACUGGAAGGCAUGAAUGGUAUCAACCGUUUCAAUAUCCAUCGUGAUUACGGCAACAAAGAGCGCCUUCCCAGCUCUCAUACAUGCUUCAAUCAACUUGAUCUCCCCGAGUACGAGAGUUACGAAACACUUCGGGCACAGCUCAUGAAGGCCAUUACGGCGGGAAGCGACUAUUUUGGCUUUGCAUAA
This is a messenger RNA of Colletotrichum truncatum, 12234 nucleotides long. Lineage: Eukaryota; Fungi; Ascomycota; Sordariomycetes; Glomerellales; Glomerellaceae. The record is from RefSeq and is a predicted model, not a curated record.